UUCCAUAUCGCACCAUGCAUGCAUAUCCAAGCUCGCAAGUUCAAAAGCCGUACGGCCUAUGGCUCAUCGGAGGUGGAAGUUGAGGUUGAUGGGUGCCUGGCAUCUGGGGCGGAAUGACCUCACAUCAGAUUCCAGCAUCACGACCGCUGUCGUUUGAUCGUCUCAUUCCACCGUGGGUCCCGCACUAAUCUUGUUCUCCUCGUUCCACCAUGCCACUCGUUGUGAUGCGUGAGACGGCUGGAUGUUGCUUGCUGUCACUCAUAUGCAGCGAUGCUCAGCGAGGACAACGCCUUCUUGCAAUCAGUUGCAGCUUGAGCACUCAGGUCACGUCUGUCAAUCUUACCGCGCCCACACCAUGCUCAUCUCUCUCCUCAUCGCACCGCUGCUUGCCCUCCGGGCGAUGGCUGCACCCAAUCCCGACCUGAUGGACCUAUGGCCGACGCGGCUCGUUCCAACGGGCACCGAACCCACAACCAUGACCUACACCUUCGCCUUCCCCUUCCCCACUACCGUAACGCGGGUAUGGAACGCGGGCGUCGUAGCAGCACCCACACCGACGGGCGGCGUGACGUCCGGCACAGCGCUGGCCGCCAACGCGGCCGCGGCCACCGGGGGCGGCGGACUCCCUUUCAACCCGCUCGACCCGAACGCGAUGAGCGGCAUCCUCGCCGCCGCAUUCCGGCAGCAGGCGGAUGCGUUGCUCGCCGAAGUCAAGAAGCAGACGAUAACGAUCGUGUGUGCCAUACUGUUUGGUACGCUGGGCGGGCUCGCGUUGAUUGCUGGGGUGAGAUGAGGGAUGAGGGAGCGAGAGAAGGGAGCAAAGCUGACUUCAGCUCGUGUGGUGUUGCCGCCGCCGCCGCAAGAAUAAGCGCGCCAGACGCGCGCCGGCGCACGUCCGCCUUGACUCGGCCAGCGACGUCGCUGUUGAGAAGGGUCCCCGUACCGCUGUCUAGAUU
This is a messenger RNA of Cutaneotrichosporon oleaginosum, 956 nucleotides long. RefSeq lists its product as uncharacterized. The record is from RefSeq and is a predicted model, not a curated record. NCBI's taxonomy places the organism in Eukaryota, Fungi, Basidiomycota, Tremellomycetes, Trichosporonales, Trichosporonaceae.